AUGGAACCGAAGACGAAAACCUUCGACAUGGACGUUGACAUGGGCGCCAUAUCCGGGGAAAAAAUCGUGAUUUCGGGUAUGGCGGGGCUAUAUCCGGAGUCCCAUAACGUUAAAGAACUCUCACAUAUUCUUUACAACAAGAUAAAUCCAAUAAAUGCUGAAAAUUUUCGCUGGAAAUAUGAUCACCCUGAAGUCGCUCAAUACACUGGUAAAGUGCCUGAACUCGAUUUGUUUGACGCGCAAUUCUUUAAAGUACAUUACCGUCUAGGGAACAACAUGGAUCCUUUGGGAAGAAAAAUUUUGGAACAGGCGUAUCAAGCUAUAUAUGACGCAGGUAUCAAUCCAACAGAAUUGGAUGGAAAGAAAGUCUGUGUUUACGUUGGAACCUGUUUCUCUGAAACUGAAAAGGCUUGCUUUUAUGCGGAAACUUCCACGACGGGUUUGGGUAUAACAGGAUGCAAUAGAGCUAUGUUUGCGAACCGUAUCUCGUAUUGGUUGAAUGCCAAAGGUCCAUCAAUGGCUGUAGACUCGGCCUGCGUAAGUUCCACUGGGGCACUAGAAUUGGCGUACAAGGCUAUCACACGCGGUGAAUGUGAAGCAGCUAUUGUAGGAGGAGCUCAUUUGUGUUUACAUCCUCAAUCUACCAUCCACUACGGAAGAACCUUGCAAUUGAGUAUGGACGGCAAAACUAAAUCGUUCGACAAUGACCCCACUGGUUGUGCUAAAUCUGAGGCUAUAAAUAUUUUAUUCUUGCAAAAAGCAAAGGAUGCUCGUAGAAUUUACGCUGAGGUAGUGCAUGUUAAAUCUGAAUUUAAUUUGCUACCAAAAAGCGAAAAACAUGCACGGCAUGGCUUUUACAGGAACCCCUCAGUUAUGGCUAAGUUUAUAAAAGACUUUUAUGAAGAAGCAAAGAUUAAGCCAGAAGCUGUAGAGUAUGUCGAGGCCUUUGGUUCAGCCAAUGCGGAAGCUGAUAAAGCGGAAUUAGAAGCAAUUGAGGAAGUGUACUGUAGUAACCGUAAUGAUCCGCUUCUGAUUGGAAGCGUUAUGUCCAAUAUAGGAUAUGGAGAAGCUGCUACGGGAAUAUCAGCUGUUACUAAGGUUCUUCUUGCUUACCAUACUGGCAAGAUAGCUGCUAAUCUACACUGUGAGGUGCCGCGACAAGACGUGGCAGCUCUGCGCGAGGGACGCAUGCGCGUUGUGACUGACCACCAGGAGUUCGGACGAAUCUAUACAGCCGUUAAUGGAUUAUCUGAAACCGGUGUCACCUCACAUAUUCUUUUGAAUGGUCACUACAAGCCGAAGGAUCUUUCACGCUACAAAUCGAGCAUACCGCAGCUGGUCACAAUAUCGGGAAGACAAGAGUCGUCUGUAAUGAAAAUAUUUGAAGAUAUAAAAACUCGCCCCAUCGAUCCCGAAGAACUGGCACUGUUCAGAAGUAUACACAAAACAAGCGUUUUUGGUCACAUGGGAAGAGGAUAUACGAUACUUGAUACAAACGACAAAAAUGAAACAAUUAGUCUAUCUGAGAAAGUAGAUUACUUCAACGACGUCAAGCGUCCUCUAUGGUUCGUAUACAGCGGUAUGGGAUCGCAGUGGGCGGGCAUGGGCGCGCAGCUCAUGAGAAUACCGAUCUUUGCUGCGUCUAUUGAACGUUGUCGUCAAGUUCUGGAACCUAAGGGAAUUGAUAUAGUCCACAUUAUAACGUCACCCGAUAAAACUAUAUUUGACAACAUUCUCAACUCGUUCGUUGGAAUCGCCGCAGUUCAGAUUGGUCUUACCGAUAUUCUCAGUGAAAUGGGAAUCUUCCCUGACAACAUUAUUGGUCACAGUGUUGGUGAAUUGGGUUGUGCAUAUGCAGACGGUUGCUCCACAGCUGAAGAGAUGAUAUUGUCUGCAUAUAGUCGAGGAUUGGUUUCCCUCCAAACUCCUUUCAUAAGAGGAUCGAUGGCUGCUGUGGGUGUUGGUUUCCAACAGAUAUCUAAGCUGUGUCCACCAGAGAUCGAAGUAGCGUGCCACAAUGGCCCCGAUUCGUGUACGAUCUCCGGACCAGCCGACAUCAUGAAAGAGUUCGUCGCCGACUUGACGUCGAAGCACAUUUUCGCAAAGGAAGUGCCGUGCUCCAACAUUGCGUAUCACUCGCGUUAUAUUGCUGAAGCAGGUCCGGGUCUGCUGAAAUAUCUAACAGACGUGAUUAAAUCUCCAAAGCAAAGAAGUGAACGCUGGUUGUCAACAUCUGUUCCACAAGAACGGUGGGGUGAACCGUUAGCUAAGUAUUCCUCAGCAGAAUACCACACCAACAACUUGCUAAAUCCAGUCCUUUUUGAGGAGACUUCAGCUUUGAUUCCACCUAACGCUGUGUUAGUAGAAAUAGCUCCACACGGUCUUCUACAGGCGAUCCUUAAGCGAUCGCUGCCAGAAUCCUGCAAACAUAUUCCACUCACGAGACGUGGACACCCAGACAAUGCAACAUUUUUCCUUGAAGCUAUUGGAAAACUGUAUAUGGAAGGAUAUAAUCCAAAACUUGAAGCAAUUUAUCCUAAAAUCGAAUACCCUGUUUCGACUGGAACACCAAUGCUGUCUCACUUGGUAGAAUGGGCUCAUAAUGAACGAUGGAAUUUACCGCUAUACGUGGCUGCACAUAGAAAAACAGCGGCCGCUAGUAAAUUUGUAACAUCUACUCAGGACGAUGGCAGCGCCUAUUUGAAAGGACAUGUUAUAAGAGGUAAGUUGCUGUUACUGCGCAACAUAUAUCCAUUUGCGGCGGUAUUAGUAGCGGUGUGGGAUACUUUAGCGAUGUCGUUGGGAGCCGAGAAGAAAACGUUAUCAGUGGUAUUCAAGGAAGUGCAACAAUAUUCCCAACUAGUUCUUUACGACCAACGGCAGGUCACACUCAACGUGACUCUUCUUAGAGGCACCGGAAGAUUCGAAGUUUUGAGUAAUAAAACAAAAGUAGCAUCGGGUUAUAUAAAUGCAAAUACAGAAAAAAAGGAGAAAAUAGUACACGCUACCAAAGAAUCUGACGGAACUAUGACUUUAGAUUCAAAAGAUAUUUAUAAUCUUCUCAAUUCAAGGGAUUAUAAUUAUUCAGGCGAUUUCCGUUCUAUUUAUAACGCAAACCAAACUUUGGACGAAGCUAACAUUCUGUGGAAAAAUAAUUGGGUUACUUUUAUCGACGGCUUGAUUCAACUAAACGCGCUCAGGCGACACUACGAAUCUGUUUCCCAACUGCACACGGUAAAAAAAAUUGUUAUCGAUGUCGACAAACACUUAAAACAUAUGAAAAUAUUCAAUGAUGGAACAAAAGUCUUGAACGCAAAAAUUUGCGUAAAUCACGAUAGAGUCAGUUGCGGAGGAGUUGACAUGUUUACUUUGAGAUUCUAUGAUCUACCAUCGGUAAACAGUAAUGUCGCACUUAAAACUGUGCAAUUUGUCCCUCAUUUAACUAAAGAUAAACUUGAUAAAACAUCCGCGCUCUACGUCAUUUUACAAGUACUUGCUGAAAAUUUAAAAAAACAGGAAAUAAGUGUUGCCGAAAUCGUUGAUAAUAAAACUGAUGAAGCCAAAUAUUAUGAAUCAAAGAAUAAUAUCGAUGAUAUUCCCGGAAUACUUAUACAAUACUCAACUGUGCGCAGAGAAGAAAUCUUAAAACAACGUGACUUUUUGAAAGAUGUCGAUGUGGUUUUGGUCAACAACUUAUCAAAUGAUGAAAAUCUAGCGCAAGCUUUGCUUCAAGUAAGAAAGCGUAACUCUUUCUUAAUUAACAAUGAGAACACUAAAGAAACUGCAAAAAGCCCGUCGUUUAUGUUGUACCACACGGUAUGCGCUCACACAACAGGACCGUUGUGUAUUGAAUUGGCGUUGUUGCAUCCGACUCAAGUACAGGUUUAUUAUGCUGGAAUAAAUGAUGUAGAGGUCAAGAAAAAAAAUGGUUUUAUGGCUUUAGAUGAGAACAAUGAAAAUACCCUCCUCGAUUUUAGUGGAACUACUGAGAACGGAGAUCGUGUUAUGGGCAUCGUUUGUGACAAAUCAAUCAAAACAACCGUAAGAGCAAGUCCUGAUCUAUUGUGGCCAGUGCCUGAUCACUGGAGUCUUGAGGACGCUGCUACAGUACCCUUGGCGUAUUGUUUGGCAUUCUACUGCCUGCGAAUGAAGAGCAAAUUUUUUAAUGACAUGAAUAUACUAGUUCAUGGUGGUACCGGCGCCCUCGGUCAAGCAGUUAUAUCCAUCGCACUGGCACAUGGUUAUCAAGUUUUCACAACGGUCAGCGACAUCAAGAAAAAACAAUUCUUGCUAAGAUUGUUCCCGGAUUUGAAAGAGGAAUACAUUGGAAACUCACGUGACAUAACUUUUGCCGAUACUGUCCUAAAUGCCACUAAAGGUCUUGGUGUUAAUAUAGUAAUAAGCUGUGCUCGAGGAGAAAUAAAAAACGCUACCCUCAGAUGUUGCAGCGUAACCUCUACUUUAAUUGAUACGUCUGUUUUAUUAAAUCGCGAGGAAUACAACUUUGGAAUGAACUACUUACUUAAAUCAAUAUCCUACGUAUCUAUUGAUAUGUAUUCAGUUCUGGAGCUUCAUAAAAAGGGUGAAUUGAAAGAGUUGCAGGCCAUGUUGAGCGAAGGCAUAGCUCGCGGGUACGUGCGGCCGCUGUCGCGCGUGACGUACAGCGCGCCGCUCGCGCCGCGCGCCUACCGCCUGCAGGCCGCCAGCCGGCACCGCGGCCGCGUGCUGCUCGACCUGCGGGGAGAGCCCGCCGCCGUGCACCCGCACCGGCACCGCGGCCGCGUGCUGCUCGACCUGCGGGGAGAGCCCGCCGCCGUGCACCCGCACCGGCACCGCGGCCGCGUGCUGCUCGACCUGCGGGGAGAGCCCGCCGCCGUGCACCCGCACCGGCACCGCGGCCGCGUGCUGCUCGACCUGCGGGGAGAGCCCGCCGCCGUGCACCCGCACCGGCACCGCGGCCGCGUACUGCUCGACCUGCGGGGAGAGCCCGCCGCCGUGCACCCGCACAAUUGGAAAUCGCAGGGAAUAAAUGUUGAGUUGUUGGACAAGAAUAUCUUAAGGGGAUCUCUUUCAAAUAUUGUUAAGAAAAAUAAGUCCUUGAAAGGUAUUGAAGGUAUAUAUUAUGUACUUUCGCCGGACGUGGAAGCCACUAGUGCUGCGAGAAAUUUCGAACAAUUGCUGUUGACUUCGCAGAUAUCUCAAUCAACAUUGAAGUAUCUCGCAAUAAUAAAUACUGGAAAUGACUGUUGGGUAAAUACGAUUGCAAAAAACAUUCAGGAAAACGUAACUUUAAUCAAGUUACCUAAUUUGAAAAUGGAUUCAGUGAAUAAAUCUGAAGAAGCUAUUUCAGUACUUAGCGCAGUUAAUGCCAUUGAACAAGCGUUGUGUUCCAAGCAGCGCUUUGUAAUCAUACAUUCGUUGAAACAGGUUCCUCAACUAUCUUUAGUAGAUGAGGUAGCAUUAAUCACAGGAAUACAAAUCACCAAGGAUACACCACGGAAGGCUACGUUGAGAGAUUUAGGCGUCGAUGGCACUAAACUUGAACUCUUACGAGUUCACUUGCGAGAUGUCUGGCUGACAUUGCUCAGUGAAGAGGAAAUUGACUUGAUGACCAUUUCAAACUUUAUCGACUUAGGGGAAAGCUUCUCAGAAAAGGUCUUUAAAGAGACCAAAGGCUUGGAGACAUUUAUUUCCUACAUCGAUUGUGAUGAGCUUCUAGCUACAACUGAAAUGGUCUUUUUACCGUCACUCACAAACAUUUCUAAUGAGUGCGACGACGAAUUCGACGUAAACCAAACGUACCUGUGCGUGGUCCCGGGCGCGGACGGGCACCACGCGCGCUUCCGCACGCUGUGCGAGCGCUCCAAGCUGCCCGCGCUCGUCAUGCAGCCCGGCCUGGACGACCCGCACGAGACCGUGCGGGACAUAGCUGACCGAUUCGCAAAGACGCUCCUUAAGAAAACAAAAGUACCGGAUGGAUUUUAUUUAUUGGGUUACGAGAGCGGUGUAAUGGUAGCUUUAGAAAUGGCUGCAAUCUUAGAAGACAAAGGAUUAACUGGCACUGUUUUUUGUCUCGGGGGCACACCAAAAGAGAUACAGGAACAUUUUGCAGAAAUACUUAAAGAUUACAAAACUGACGACGAGCUCCAGAACGCUGUUAUACGUCACAUGUACACUUUAUUGACAAACAAUGAAAAUACAGAAAAGUUGGACAGUGUACUGUCUAAUCAACUGUCUUGGAACGAAAAAGUUAGCGCUUGUGUUAAUUUGGCAUCAGGUCAAGUGGUUCAUUCAAACCAAUACACCGAGGAGCUCAUCAAAGCAGCCUACGGAAGAAUUUUGCAAGUACGUCGUUAUAAUUACGAACCUCGGCAACUUCGUUCUCAAGUGAUAUUUAUACGUCCUCGAUCGAGCAAGAUUUGUAAGACCUCAAACCUACAACAAUACUCUUUGAAGCCUGUUAUACAAUACGAAGUACAAGCUCCAUUCGCCUUCGCUGCCGAAGAUCUAAGUUGCAGUAACAUUGUCAAUCGCCACCUAGAUCCCGCGAUCUUGGCAGCGUUUGAAAAGAAGAACCUUUGUGAAACAUACGUCCUUGACACUAACUGUAUCAUGUCGAACGCUUUCAACCAACAGUAAUUGUUUUAUGUUGCUUCUGGAAUAAAUGCUUUCUUUUAAUUUUAUCAAUAAAUUAUAUCGUUUAAAA
Molecule: messenger RNA, 6706 nt
Organism: Melitaea cinxia (Glanville fritillary)
Lineage: Eukaryota; Metazoa; Arthropoda; Insecta; Lepidoptera; Nymphalidae
Product: fatty acid synthase-like
Exons: 41
Coding region: 1-6639 (2212 amino acids)
Biological process (GO): fatty acid biosynthetic process
Molecular function (GO): oxidoreductase activity; fatty acid synthase activity
Source: RefSeq, a predicted model, not a curated record